Messenger RNA from Paramormyrops kingsleyae, 6269 nucleotides. Its product is annotated as GTPase-activating protein and VPS9 domain-containing protein 1-like. Lineage: Eukaryota; Metazoa; Chordata; Actinopteri; Osteoglossiformes; Mormyridae. Gene Ontology annotation, cellular component: cytosol; endocytic vesicle. Gene Ontology annotation, biological process: regulation of GTPase activity; vesicle-mediated transport. The record is from RefSeq and is a predicted model, not a curated record. Gene Ontology annotation, molecular function: guanyl-nucleotide exchange factor activity; small GTPase binding.
CAAGUCCGCUGUCCCAGAAGUGGCGCUCCAGGCUGGGGGGGGAGUUCGUGAAAUAAUUGGGGGUGGUCGCUCGAUACACACCCUCUUGGGACAUUGUAUCGUAUGGAAGGCGAGACUAAACAAUUUUUUCCUGAGGGGGGCUAGCCGCUGGCCUAGACGGCCGCCCAUGAUGUUCUAGGGGUUGAUUGGACCUAUUAGUCUUUUCACUAAAGUCAGCAGCCGUGUCACGAAUUUGUUUAGCCUGCAUAGAAAUAAAAUAAAAAGUAUUAUUAAAAUGCCCAUAUUUUAGUAUGAGGUAAAUUCUAAGUAUUGGUUCUUUUUAAUGUAAUAUUCGGGACUUCACUUUAAAACAAAAACCAAGUUAUAGUGGCAUUAAAUUGUUCAAAGUCUGUAAACGGCAAAACGAGGAAUUGCGCGGAGUAAAUGAAAACUACAAGUCCCGAAACACAGGCAUGGCCAGCGGGCACCUUGGAGGGCGGGCUGGCCCGACGUGAUUUUCCGGGAUGGCAGCCAGAGGAGGUGAAAUUCUCGGGAAGGGAGCGUGAGAGUUCACCUGCUGCUUCAUCUGCGGAAGGCUGCAAAGUUACCAAAACAUAGCGAUCCUACGACUGACAUUCAAAUCUUGAGCGCCACCCUCUUGCCCCCCCCCAGAGAGCCUGGUGAAACAUGGCGACACUGGAUGUACACACCCUGGCCCACCACUUGAAGCAGGAGCGGCUGUACGUGGCGUCGGAGAAGCAGCUGAUCCAGCGGCUGAAUGCCGACGUGCUGAAGGGCGCAGAGAUGCUGUACUGCACCACUUGGGUCGCCGGGGAACAGAGGAACAACCUGGACCGGGUCAUCCGCACCAGCACGGAGGCCUCCCCCACCGAGUGCUGCCAGCGCGCGCGAUUAUUGGAGGACACGCGCUUCGUGGAUGGCUACACCGCCCUUGGCCACCAGGUGGUGGCCUGCGGGGAGCUCCUGGCUGGCCUGCGCUCGGACUCUGGGCUGGUGGCGUCCUGCCUGGAGGCCGGGCAGCGGCUGAGCCCCGAGCGCGCUCUCUCUGCCGCUCACACAGUCUUCGCCUCCCUCUACGGCUGCUGCGUCACACAGGAGGAUGAGGGCUAUCUGCUCAAGGUGCUGUGCCGACUGGCCGAGCUGGAGCUGCCAGCCAGUGAGCCCCUCCCCCGCCUUCCCGGCCACGGUGGUCUCUUCUCCAGCACGUUCACCCUGCUCUUCCAGCUGCUCUCCCGCGCCCUUCCUGCUGGCCAGCUCUUCCUGACGGCAGCCCUGCACGGGCCUAUCAUGCAGCUGCUGGUGGAGGACGAGGAGCCCCUGGAGACAGACCCAGCCAGGGUGGGGGAGCGGCCGGCACGGCGGGCCCAAGCCCAGCGGCCCGGCAACCCCGCGGAGCGAGCCCAGGCGGCCGCCAAGGCGAACGCGGCCAAGCUGGCGGCGCUGGCAGAGCGCUUCAUGGGCGGCCUGCGGUCCAGCACCUACUGCUUCCCGCCAGGCCUGUGCUGGGCCCUGGCUCAGGUGCGGCGCCUCCUGCUGGCGAGAAUGGGGCCUGCGGAGGCACGGGCCGUCUGUGCAAACCUACUGCUCACCUGCUUUGUGUGCCCCGCUGUCAUCAACCCUGAGCAGUACGGCAUCGUGUCCGACGCCCCCAUCAAUGAGGCGGCGAGGUUCAACCUCACGCAGUUGGGCCAGUUACUGCAGCAGCUGGCUGCAGAGGAACCCAGCAAAGCGGAGACCGGGAGGAAGAGUGUCCAGCCAAAGCUCGAUAAAAGCUGCAUUGCUGACUUCCUGGAUGCUGUGAUUGGGGAAAUGACAGAGCAGGCCCCGCCCACAGCCUCCAGGGACCCUCUAGAGGGCCUGACAAAGAUGGCAGUAUAUAUAACACAGAACCAGCUGCACGCACUGGUUGAACUGUUGCAUGACUUGAUACUGGGGGGGCACCUGCAGGUGGAGGAGCAGCAGAAACUUCAAGCUCUACUGGUGAACGUGCCCCUGCCCGAAUCCCCCACCCCCCGGGGGAGUAGGGACAGCAUGGAGCUUCUCCCCCCUGCUGCAGGCACAGCCAAUAAGAACACCCUGCCCUUAGGUUCUACCCUUAGCCGCAGCACGAUGGCCCUGGAUGUUGACCUGGAGUCUGGUUCUCAGGAAUCGUCGCAGGAGGCGGGACCAGAGGAAGUGCUGGUGAUCUCGCUGGGGAACACCCCCCGCACCCUUCCUGGAAUGAUGUCUGAGAAUGAUGUGCUGGCACUGGAGGGCGGGGACGGUGCGCUGACAGCGCAGGAUCCGGGCGGCGGCCCUCAUCGCGGCCCAGCUGCAUCGCGCAGGUUCUCCUGCUGCCACGACAAUGCAGAGGAGGCUGCGUCUGAGGCCCGGUCCAACUCGGACUCCUCUGUGGACUUGGACGUGGAAUCGGAGCCGGGAGCAGCCAGCUUGUCGGAGAGCUGUGAGGUGGAGGUUCUCCUGCUGAUGAAGCGUGAGCAAGCCCGGAACUGCCUUGAUGUCUGCGAUACAUGGAGCACGGAUGCACUGGCCAGCGACUUCGACCCUGGCUUGGAUGAGGACCGGCUCCUGGAGGUGACAGGGGCCUCAGCAGAGCCCCCCCAAGCCAGCCUGAUCUUGCUCUCCAGCUUCGGGUCCUGUUCGGGCUCUAUGCUCGCGGAGUCCUUUGCCGGCUCGACCGUGUCAGAGGCCACAAGUGACGCCUGGAGUGUGGAGGUCCUGCCUGGUGACCAAGAGGCCCUGGAUGUGAAACCGCAGGAGCGCAUGCAGGAGGUUGACAGUGACGUGUUGGACGAUGUCAUGCAGGUUACUUCCCACCCCAUCAGUCCUGGGAAAGGCAUGGGCUCAGACGUGAGCGCUGCGCCGGCAGAGGAUGCGCAAUCAGAAAGUGGCUCAGAUGGGAAGGACUCGGUGGCCGGCCCGGACGGGGCAGGAGCAGGCUGUGGAUCCCCCCAGCAUUCCCCCUCUGACCGGGAAGCCGUGCUGUUCACGGUCGAUCACCCAGGCUCUGAAGAAGGCCCCGCCCCCUGCACCGUGGUGAGGCCGAAAGGGCAGAAUGCACGAGCUGCCCACCCGCCCUCCUUUCCCGCUGCCUUUCCCCUCCCGGGUCUGAGGUCGGCGGAGCUCGAACACGUCAAGCAGCGGCUCUCGCUGCCCGAGCAGCUGGGGAGGGUCUGCAUCGACGACCCGAGUGGUCAUGGCCGGCGACCAGUCAGCGAUCCCGGCGUCCAGCGCCGCGUGGUGCUGGAGGACCGCCAGCACCCCCACACCAAAGGAGAGGCCGAGGAGAAGAAGGACAGUGACGACGAGCAGCCGGACCGGAACCGGCCCUGGUGGAAGAAGCGGCUAGCCUCCGCACUCCCUAAGGGUCCGAAGUCUGCGUUCCGCAAGAAGGACAGGUCUGAUAAACAGGCCACGGGGUCAUACCGGGUCCAGCCAGGAGAGUCGCCACCCGGCCUGGCUGAGGACAUCCUGGACAAAUACAGAAACAUCAAGCGGAACGGCAGUGCAGCACCUGUACUCGCGGGGGUAGAAGCUGAAGCUGAGCCCGCUGUGGAGACGGAGCACAGGGAGGACGUGCUGCGAGACGAAGCUUCGUCUAGUGUCGUCACGGACAACCGACCCGAGUCCUACCCUAAUGACGACUGUGCCCCCAGAUAUCAGUUCUCGUUGAGUGACGCCAAGAAGAAGCUGAGGCUAGCCCUGAGCUCAGCCAACGCCCUCAUCCUUCCCAUCAUUCCUCCUGCUUCCAUCCCCAACGGGCUGCCCGACCACGUUCAUCGAGAAGGGAACGAGGUGGUCUGCUUCCUGAAGGUCCAGCUGGCCGAAGCCAUCAAUCUGCAAGACAAGAAGCAGAUGGCCCAGAUCCAGGAGACGCUGCGCUGCGUCAGUCACGUCAGCACUGGCCAAUGCGAGGAGCUGCUGGCCGCUGUAGCCAGUGACUACAGGAAGAGGGCGCCCUAUGUGGCCUACCUGACGCGCUGCCGGCAGGGGCUGCAGGUGACUCAGGCCCACCUGGAGCGGCGGCUGCGGCGGGUGCUGCGGGACAAGGAGGUGACGAGCCGCUGCUUCACGGCCGCCUGCGUGCGACUGCUGCUGAAGCGCAUGGAGGACAAGAUGAUGAACUUCACCGUAGCGUUUCAGGGCUUCACGGCGGCGGACGACAAGACGGCGGCUGUGGAGGAUUUCCUGCAGCACCUGUAUGGUUUGAUGGCCCAGGAUGCCAUCUGGCAGUUUGCCAGCGAGGAGCAGCUGCAGGACGCCCAGGUGGUCAUCGAGCGCAGCGUCAUGAACCACAUCUUUAAGAUGGCCUUCUACCCCAACCUGGACGGGGACACCCUGCGGGACCAGGUCCUGCACGAACACAUUGAGCGGCUAAGCAAAGUGGUGACAGCCAAUCACAAAGCUCUUCAAAUCCCACAGGUGUACCUGAAGGAGGCUCCUUGGCCGGCAGCACAAGCGGAGAUUGGUGCCAUGAGCGCCUACAGAACGCCGCGGGACAAGGUGCAGUGCGUGCUGCGAAUGUGCACCAGCAUCAUGAACCUGCUGAGCCUGGCCAAUGAGGACGCUGUACCUGGUGCCGACGACUUCCUGCCCGUGCUCGUCUUCGUCCUCAUCAAGGCCAACCCCCUCUGCCUGCUCUCCACCAUCCAGUACAUCAGUAACUUCUACUCCAGCGGUCUGAGCGGCGAGGAGAGCUACUGGUGGAUGCAGUUCACGGCCGCCGUUGAGUUCAUCAAGACCAUCGAUGACCGCAAGUGAGGCCUUUCCUGGCCUUGGCCACGCCCACAGCUUACACUCCAUCCAAUGAGCGCCAGCGGCUGGACAGGAUGCUCAGUCGAAUUGCAGAGCGAUUCAACCCUCUCUUCUGCUUGGGUUGCGAUUUAACCCCUGGCCUGAAAUCUGGCCAAAAAUGUAAGAUUGAGAAAUCGUAACCACUUUGAGGUUAGGACACUUACUAGGAAUCUGUAAUCAGCAGAGAUUUAAACAGCACUUAAAAGCAUCUUUAAAUUAAUAUAUUAAGUAAAUUAAUGAUUUUUUUUGCUAUGAUGAACAUGGGGUAUAUAUUUCUAAAAACAAAAUUUGCAAUUUACAUUAACUCUCAUCACUAAGGGAGCUGGUUUUGUGCAUUUCCAGUCUUGAGAGUUUGUGUUCAGGUGCUGCUCCUCCUCGCUGGCAGCAGACAGAUGUGUGUGAGACUGCGGUGUAAGAUGCACGUAACUCAGGGACCCAGGACUGUGGAAAAGGCGUGGAACCGCGAACCGCAUUGCACAAUCCGCCGUCGCAGAGGCUGCAUUACUGCGCGCCGAGUCUUACCUUUCAUGGGUUCAGAUAUCGAAUGGGACAGGGCUUUAACAGGAUCUAUACUUUUAUGGGUGGUUAACAAUCUCCUAACCACCUAAAGAAAAACCAAAAUUGUCAGCUACAAAAUCCUGGGGAAAUCUUAUUUAUUAAUGUAAUUUGGUUUACUGUGGUUACUCUAACCUGUUCCUUCCAAAGCUACCUCAGAAAACAAAAGCUUAAAGGUGAGGCCUUAAAUUAGUUUCUUUCUGCAUCGCGCAGAGCUGCCUGUAUGCUUACAGUCUUUCCAGGUGAUCCGGCCCGAUUUUGCCAGCUUGUCCUUCCAGGAGACCUCAUGGAAUAUGCAUGCCCUCCCCUACCUGGGACUGUUCUGACAGGAAUACAAAAAAAUUAUGCAGGUUUAAAAAAAACAAAAUACACAUUUUGACAGCCAUGUGCCCCUUAAAGUACAUUUUUUAGUGCUGGGCUUCGUCAGCUGGGUCAUGUCUCCAUAACAGUGAAGUUCUGUUCCUUGACAAGGUUUAGUUUAAGGAAUUACACCAAAGGAUUUCUUUCUGCUUUUUUUUGCCCAGGUGUUAACAUGUGAAUGCAGCCUGUACAGUCAUCCCUUGUGGCUAAAAACUGCUUACCUUUGACUUCUUGAUGAGGCAGUGAACUUGAAUAUCUUACACAGCAAAUGCAAAUUGGGGUCAGAUUUCUACAGUGCGCAAUACAUGGGAUUUUUUUUUCUUCCUCCUGAUGUCAUGAGUUCAUCUGUCACUGACGGACCUCCAUUUGUCCUUAUUCUUUUAUUGAAUCUCCAUGUUUCUCAAUUUCAAAUGUUGGAGGGGAGGUGGGCUUUUACGAAGCUGAAAGGGCUUUAACUGUCUUGCACAUAUGAAGGGGAAAAAAUACUUUGCCUUUCUUUUGUAUGUUAAAGAUUUGUUUGUUAUUCUUCAUGAAGUUAAUAAAAAAAAUCGUUUUUUUGA